AUGGCGGCGUCACCUCAGGAAGAUGACGGCAAGACCUGUUGGGCUGGGUUCUAUCGCGAGCCGGGGCACAUGGUGAUGGAGCAGACUCCGCGCCCGACCCUUGAGGGCUGCAUGCCCGGAACCGUGCUCCUUGAAGCACUCUACACCACCAUUUGUGGCUCUGACAUGCUGUACAUCAACCAGCCCCGUGAAAUUGAUCACUGCGCGGGCGCCUCAAUUCACGAAGCCAUUGCUCGCAUCGUUGACUUGGUGCCCACCGACGAGCCCGAGCUUGACAACCCCUUUGGCCUGACCACGGACCAAAUCGUCUUGGCGCUGCCUUCAAACUAUCUCCACUCUGGCAUUUUCCGGGAUGUGCCCCCAGAGCGCGCUCAAGCGCUCCGCGAAGGUGUAAAGUGUACUGGUGGCAUGUCCCAAUAUUUCAUUGGCCACGCAAGUCACUGCUACCCCAUCCCAUCAAAGGACAAAUGGGGCCCCGGCGUGGAGCUGCAUCAUCUCACGGCUGCCCAGCCCUUGGGUACCAUCCUCUGGAUGGGUCGCCAGCUUCCCAACCUCUUGCACAAGACGGUGCUGGUUCUGGGCCAAGGUCAAAACGGUCAACUGGCAACGCAUUUGAUGGCGUCGAUGGGAGCGCGUCGCAUCAUUGCCGCCGACGUGCUACCUGAGCGGUUGGCCAUCUCCACACAUAUGGGCGCCACAGACAUUGUCCAGAUUGAUCCCGAGGACUCGGCCAAGGCCGUGGCCGAGGUGCAGCGACUCACGUCUGGCGCAGGUGCCGAUGUGGUGCUCGAGAUGGUGGGUCACCAGGACUCCACCAUCAAUCUCUGCAUUGAGAUGGUGGCACCGAGUGGCCUCAUUAUGGCUUUUGGUGUGCCGGGCAACUCCUUGUAUGGCAGUUUCGCCUUUGCUACCCUUUUUCGCAAGAAUGCCAAGCUGCAAGGAUCUGUUUUCCCGUGUGCUCACGAAGACUUUCCCUUUGCGGUCGAGCUGCUGGCACAAGGCCGCAUCAAGGCUGGACCCAUCUUCAACACGGAUCCCUUCUCCUUGGAGCAUGCUCCCGAUGCAUUCUCCAAGAGCUUGUACGCCAAGCACACGGUGAUGAAGGUCAUUAUUGAAAUGCAACGGGAUAUGCCGGCCGCCAUCGCUGCGGGCCACUUUGGGGUGGGUUCAGUCUGA
Monosiga brevicollis MX1 is the source of this 1176-nucleotide messenger RNA. RefSeq lists its product as uncharacterized. The transcript is spliced from 11 exons. Lineage: Eukaryota; Choanoflagellata; Craspedida; Salpingoecidae. The coding region runs from base 1 to 1176 and encodes 391 amino acids. The record is from RefSeq and is a predicted model, not a curated record.